AUGCAAUUGUCGGCUCACAAGCCCUCUGGCUUCCCCGCACCGUUCGGGGUCCGAGCUCACUCCACCCAGAGGGCCAAGGCCCUCACUCUCUACGCAGGGUCUGGUCAGUGUGGAGACCUGCCGAUGACAUCACGUCCCAGCACCUAUUGGGACCCGAGUUGGCGCAGCGAGGCGAGUAGCAGCGAUCACGAGCACACAGCCAGUGAAGCCACACACCAUGGAGGUUCUAAGCACCAUGACCUUGAGGAUUUAGAAAAUAAAGCAGAUGAACCCAUCUCUCAUGGGUCCUGCGCUCCAUUGUCCCCCAGUCAGGGAGCUCUGCCGCUGAAGGUGAUGCCUGCUCCUCCGCCAAAGGAGAACGCCUGGGCAAGAAGAAGCACAGGGGGCGGAGCUAACACCACAACUUUAACUGCAACCAGCAGUGGCGAUGUAGCUCACAAGGGGAGCAGCUCCUCAAGUUCAGACGAGCAUGUGUCUGAUGAGAAUUGGUUGGACGUGUAGGACGGGAGAAAGGCGUGUCUCACGGACAAGGGGCGGGGCAGAAGACAAGAUUCAACAGACAAGAAGGAGAGCAGGCGAGAGCCCAGACCUGCACCAGAGCCAAAGAAGUUUGAGGAUACUGUAGCUCCGAAAGUCUGCAACAGGAGCUUUGUUACAGCUGGAAAUUCCUGGAAAAUACGGUCACGGGGAGCCUGUGCCUAUCUCAGGCAUCAUCGGGCAUCGAGGCAGGAUACACCCUGGACGGAGUGCCAACCCAUCACAGGGCACAC
Molecule: messenger RNA, 770 nt
Organism: Tachysurus fulvidraco (yellow catfish)
Lineage: Eukaryota; Metazoa; Chordata; Actinopteri; Siluriformes; Bagridae
Product: eukaryotic translation initiation factor 4B-like
Exons: 8
Coding region: 1-501 (166 amino acids)
Source: RefSeq, a predicted model, not a curated record